Sodiomyces alkalinus F11 is the source of this 390-nucleotide messenger RNA. RefSeq lists its product as hypothetical. The record is from RefSeq and is a predicted model, not a curated record. The annotation marks the transcript as partial. Lineage: Eukaryota; Fungi; Ascomycota; Sordariomycetes; Glomerellales; Plectosphaerellaceae. The transcript has a single exon.
AUGCCCGAACCCAAGCUAAACGCCAAGAACCUCUCCUACAACUCGACCCUCCCCCCGUUCCUCCGCGCCCUCCACGCCCAGGCCUCGGGCGACGCCGCAUCAGGACCAGACCCCAUCUUGGCCGCCCGGCGGCGCGCAACCAAGAAGCGCUCCGCCAGCGAAGAAGCCGAAGACCAGCCCCUCGUGGUAGACGAGAACGGCGACGUCGUCCAGGUCGGUCUCGAUGCGGAGGGGAGGCUCCAAGAACUACCCGCGCCUGGGGAAGAGGACUCGACAGACAAAAGGGAAGAGGCGGACGAAGCUCGGAGGGAAAUAGAAAGAGAAAAGGAAAAAGCAAAAUUUGCCGGCAUCGGGCCUGGUCGGAAACGGAAGGUCGGUAAGGUUAUUGGU